AUGAGGACGUGUGCGUCUGCUCCGUGUGUGCGCCAUUUGGAACAUGCUUUUCCACGCAUUGCGCUGCUGCUGCUGGUGCUACUUUUGGUGCAAUCCACGACUUUUGCGCAGCCCGCACCCGAGUGCUUCCCUGGAGGUCAUCGCACUCUGCGGAACCCUCACCGCAGUGUUGACUUUGACUCCACUGAGUUGCAAAGUACGGCCAUCCAAGACCUGGUCUGUGACCACUCGCUGGCACCGGGCUGGUACCGGUUCAAGAUCGACAACAAGCCGGCUGAGAUGCCGACCACCUGCGUCGAGAUGAAUCGUUGUGGGACGCAGGCACCCGUGUGGCUCUCACUGAAGGACACACCCCUACCGCGUCCCGGGGAGAUCCGCCAGUUGUCCGCCUGUGCCACCUGGCAGUUCUUCCGAGGCAGCACCAAAGACUGUUGCCUCUUCCGCAUCCCCAUCACGGUUCGCAACUGUGGCGACUUCUUGCUCUACUACCUGCAGCCCACACAAGGAUGCAUGGGAUACUGUGCCAAAGUCGCUCCAACCGUGGCACCUAGGAUCUGCCUGCCAGGUGAGAUGGAGGUGAACGGCCGAUGCAAGGAUGCUCUGCCGUCCUUGCAGUCGCGGCCUGUUAUCUCACCAGAGCUAAUCGGUCACAGCGUCCAUUUGAGGUGUUCCUUCGUCCCACCGCCAUGGAGUCAACCACUAGGCUUUCAUGUGGUGUGGGCGCGGCACAUCAGCCACAGCAUGAAGGUCGAGAUCCGCCAAGAGUCCAUAGUGAAGCCGUUCUCACUGGUGGAGAUGGAUGCCAUUCACUUCAGGCUUGGAGAGACGUUCUCAUGCAGCGUGUCCACGUUCCAAGUCAACAUCACCCGCAGCCAGUCUUCUCACAGAGAGAGUGAGGCUUUCUUCGCUGGGUUGAAGUUUUCAGUGGAGUCGUUACAUGUCGCGGAGAAUGGCGAAGAGCACGAGGUCAGCAUCCGCAGCACGGUGCCCAUCUCCUGCUACAACCUCCAUCGCUGUGGGCUCCCCCUGGUGUUGAGUGUGCAGGAACCAGACCGCCUCGGACAGGAGGUCUCCAACCUGGCACUGUCCACCUGCCAAGUUGAGAUCCGCCCGACUGCUUGCAGUGAUGGGAGCUGCGCCUGGACGACCUUUUUCCUCACCGCCGUCACCGACUUCACACGGGAUGGGAACCGCAUCAGUUUGAUCAGCGCUGUUCCCGAUGCAGGUGCACCUCGGCUUUGGAAGAACUACAUUCCAACGUCGCUGAAAGUCACAGUUCAGGAUGUUCCCACAUCCAUAUGCUACUCACUGACGGACCCACAUGUCAUCACACUGGAUGGCAGGCGCUACGACAACCACCAAACUGGCACCUUUGUUCUGUACCGGAGCCUCGCCAGGGACUUUGAGGUCCACUCUCGCCAAUGGGACUGUGGCAGUCGUCAUUACGCUGUGUCUUGCAGCUGUGGUGUUGCUGCUCAAGAGGGCGACGAUGUAGUCAUCUUUGACAUGUGCAAUGGCCAACCGCAGGAAACAAGACCCCAGCUCACUGUGAAAGUCCUCGGUGAGGAUCAUGGUCAUGGUGGCCAUGUCCGUGUGCUGGAGUCUCACCAGGGAAAGAAAGUCACCAUGAUCUUUCCAUCCGGCGCCUUUGUCCGAGCUGACGUUGGCGACUGGGGAAUGAGCCUCUCUGUCCGGGCGCCAAGUGUGGACUACCGCAACACGCAAGGCCUCUGCGGCACCUUUGAUCACAAUAGCAACAAUGACAUCCACGGCUACAAAGGUAGCCAUGAUGACUUGCAUGGCUUCAUAGAGAACUGGAGGAUAGCUCCCGGUGAGAGUUUAUUUGACAAAAACCCUCCUAGCUCAAGACAAGAGGACAGGAGACCUUUUUGUCUGUGCCAGAAAAGAUACAGUUCUUUUCAUCCCGCUGGUAGAGGAGCGGGACACACGCCUGGUCAAUCUGGUCACUCUGAUUGCAUUGCGCAGGACAAUGUGGAUUACAUAUCUGUAUUCCCCUCACUGGACACCACACUGGAGUACCUCAAGCAUCCUGAAAUAGAGGCAAGCAUCCUGAACGUGUCCUCCCAUCAUCCCUUGGAGGGGUUGCGCCCUCAUUUCAAUUCCCACAAUGAACAAGUGUUCAGAGAUGACCUCCUAAUGUCAGUUGAGAGACUAAGAAGACAGACAAUGUUUGAGUUCCAGCCAGUUUUUGACUCUCAAAGCCUCAAGCAAGCUGAAUUGGAGCACCUUGCCUACUUUUUCCCCGAGGAUCACCUCGUAAAACCGCGACCAGAGGUUCAAGCUCAAUGGCCCACGCCAAGCGGUCUGACUUCUGGCAAAGCUCUGGAAGUAUGCCACAUAGCUUUGUCCAAUUCCACAGUUGGUGCAGUUUGCCAAGGGUUGCUGGGGCGGCGUCUUUACGAAGCAGUGGACCUCUGCAUCUUGGACCUUCAGCUGAAAGACGACCUGGGCUGGGAUGAGGCACUGCUGCCCUACCUAGAGAACGAGUGUGAGAGGAGACUGCUAGAGAACCGGGCCCAGAAGGCCAUGGAGACACUUGGUCAGCCGGGAGUGCCUGGGGAUGUGGUGACAGCGCUGCGCUGCCCUAAUUUUUGCAAUGGCAAUGGAGAGUGCACAGAUUCUGGUUGUCGGUGUCACCAAAACUUCAGCUCGUAUGACUGCAGCGUUGCUAUUGCCCAGCCAGUUGAGCUAAGUGACCUGGAAAAUGGCGGCCUCUGUGAUAUCAGAAUAUUCAACUGCAGGAACAUUCGGGUCUUUGGCCUGGGCUUCGUUGACUCUCCCAACCUGAGCUGCCAUGCCACUAGAUUGAAGUAUGUCAACGGCGUUUGGGUUCUAGGGGAAAAACACAGAACAAGAGCCACAUUCCUCAGCUCCAGGGCUUUGGACUGUGUUGUGCCCUCACUGAGCAGUGCAACCGUCAACACAGAAGACUUCUUGAUGGACGACAAACCGUAUGCAAGGUGGAAGAUCAAGGUGACUAACGAUGGCUCCCAGUACAGUCAAACCAAGGUGCUCACGAUCUACGAUGGCCUUUGUCAGGUGUGCACUGCUUCCGGCUCAGGACUUUGUAAGUUAAAGGACCGGAUAUGUAACAUUGACGGGAUGUGCUUUGCAGAAGGAGAUUUAAAUCCAGGAAGCCCGUGCCUGCUCUGUGACCCAAACGCUUCAAAAUUCACAUGGUCACUCAGCCAAGUCAACGAGCCGCCAACCUUCCAUCGACUUCAGAACGACCUGCGAACAUUCGCCGGAGAGAACUUUGUCUUCCAGUUUGCAGCAUCAGAUCCAGAAGGCUCAGCCCUGCUCUUUCAACUGGAGACUGGCCCCAAGGGUGCCACGCUCUCACCGGCUGGGCUCCUCAUCUGGGAGGUCCCAUCAUCUCUCGGACAGGAGGGGCAUCAGUCAACCAUUCACCUAAUGCUGUCGGAUGAGUGCAAUGCUCAUAACACCUUUACGGUUCAGGUCCAUGUGUUGCCAUGCGGAUGUCAGAAUGGAGGAACAUGCGUGACAGAUGUCAACUUCCCUGCUGGCAGUGGGAAGUACCUGUGUGUAUGUCCUGAAGGGAAACAGGGGGACCUGUGUAAUGAUAACGUGGACAAAUGCUUGUUGGCACCGUGUCCAAAUGCAACAUGCAUUAACACAGCUGGGGGAUUCAGAUGCGAGUGUCCCGCAGGGUUGUCAGGUGCAACAUGCCAGGAAGAUGUUGACGAGUGUGAGCGCACACCCUGUUUCGCAGGAGUACAAUGCCUCAAUAGUUAUGGCUCCUACACCUGUGGCCCCUGCCCUAAAGGAAUGCAAGGGAAUGGUACAUUGUGCACAGUGGACGAGAUGCCUGCAACCAUCACUACCUCAUUGGCUGCAAAAGCCACUAUUCGCACAAUUCCAGUUCUACUGCAGACCCCAACUACUCUUAACCCAAGACUCCACGCUGCCAAGAGCAUGCCAGAUAUUAGACCAAACCCUCUCAAAGUUGGUCUAUCUUUAAUUAGCGCCACAACUGAGAAGAACACCAGUGUACUGAAACCCACAGCAAAACCUGUUGCAGCAACCUGUGCCAGCAGGCCUUGUUUCCCUGGCGUUCAAUGCAUCAACCGACGCCUGCCGCAUGUUGGCUACGUUUGUGGUCGGUGCCCACCCGGCCUUCACGGCAAUGGUCGCACCUGCGUAAAAAAAGCUAAGGCAGCAGGCCAUAAGAGCCGAUCCCUGCACAGCAGCAGCAGUAAGGUGUCCAGCCUCCAUUUACCGGUCCUGCCUUCCAAACACACCAUGAAACGCCUGCCUGUCAAUAGAGAUUCCGCACUGCAUCAGCAUUCAGCUUUUUGGAGGGGAGGAGGUACCGGUCGGAGGGAGGCUGUCUCCGGUGAUAUUGGGAGAACAACAAUCAGUGCUCUUCCUGUCACUGCCACCCACAGAGGCCACGUCACAUCCUCCAGAGCGUUUGUAGUUUCCGGUGAGACUGUCCCAAAGCCGUUUGAACAAGGCAUGUCUUCUAAAGUAACUCCACCCGCUCCUCGUCUCAUAACACAGUCUGGCCAAGUGACACAGCCUAGAGCGACCACCCACCUGUUCAAUUACGUGUCAUUCCGCCCUGCUAAACCGUGGACCUCUCUGAGACCUGUACGCCCUCUUACAGCAGCGCUCAGAGGUGUGCCUUAUACCCUGCCAGAGUCCAAAUUCUCUACAGACAAAGACAAAGUAACAUUGAGCCCUAUAACAACAAACCACACCUUCCUUCUCAAGAGAGUGUCGUACACCCAACCGCGGGUCGCUGAUCAUGUGACUGAUAACAAACGUGUGGUGACAUGUGGCGACCGGCCAUGUUUUCCUGGCGUCCAAUGCAAUGCAAUGCAACGGGACAGCUGUGGCCGCUGUCCCGUUGGCUUCACUGGAGAUGGACAAAUGUGUCGAGCCGUUUGCAGGCAAGCGUGCGGACGGAACAUGGAGUGCGUGGCACCCAACAAGUGUAGCUGCAAGGCAGGUUACACGGGUUCGCACUGUCAAACAGCAAUUUGUGAGCCGAUGUGUGUGAACGGGGGAGCGUGCGUUGCUCCGGGGGUCUGUCAGUGUCCUGUCGCGUUUCACGGCGAGAUUUGCCAAGAAGCUCUGUGCAGGCUGCCAUGUGAAAACGGAGGCACCUGUGUGGAACAUCAGACAUGCUCGUGUCCUUACGGUUUUGUCGGACCGCACUGUGAGACCAUGGUGUGUAGCCACCACUGUCACAACGGUGGCAGGUGUGUGUCACCGGAUGAAUGCCAGUGUCAGCCGGGCUGGAGUGGCCCCUCCUGUGAAAACGCUCUUUGCUCUCCAGUCUGUCCGAACGGAGGGUCGUGCGUCCGGCCCGGCACCUGCAAGUGUCCUCCUGGUUUCUUUGGGGCCCGGUGUGAAAACGCUGUCUGCACGCCCGCCUGCAAGAACGGUGGUUUCUGCAUGAGGAAUAACGUCUGUACGUGCCCGCCAGGAUACACCGGGGGGCGCUGUGAGCGAAGCGUGUGCGAGCCCAUGUGCAUGAACGGCGGUCGCUGCGUGGGUCCCUACUUCUGCGACUGUCCGUCAGGUUGGAGAGGAAAGCAAUGCGAACGACCCAGCUGCGUGCAAACGUGUCUGAACGGCGGUGAGUGCAUCGGACCCGACGCCUGCCGCUGUGCUCCAGGCUGGCACGGACCGCUGUGUCACAUUCCUUACUGUCAACAAAAGUGCUCGCAUGGCAGCCGCUGUGUGCGACCCAACGUGUGUGCGUGUCGGAGCGGGUUCUCAGGCGCUCUUUGCUCCAGGAGGCUGUCCACUUGAACAAUCUGCCAGAAGUGUAAACAGUCAAAGGUUUGUGUGGCACUGGGGGCAUCCUCCGAGCCUCCCCACCCCCGUCUCCUUCAUCACAUGGCUGAGGAAUGAGACUCACGCUUCCGGGAGAGAUGGAGGAUGCCAACUCUUCAACACGUACUAACUAAUAAGGCAGCUGUCGCUCCGCUAUGAAAGAGCAUUGUGUUAACGUCACUCAUUUCAUUAUCAUAUGCUUGUAUCUUGACGCUUUCAUGUAGUCUAUUUAUUUAUUUGUUUGUCGCUGGUGUCACGGUUGCAUGAAUCCUAAUUAAUUCUGAAUGUUUUAUGUAUUUGUAAAAUGCUUAUUUUGGGUUAUUAGGUGUAAUAGCAAAAUGUAGAAUAUCCCAGACUUAUCAGUGCACCUUGUAUGCACUGUAUACAUAAUGUUUGAGCCUCAUUUGUUUCAUUUAUUGACAUUAAAGGACCC
Molecule: messenger RNA, 6262 nt
Organism: Entelurus aequoreus (snake pipefish)
Lineage: Eukaryota; Metazoa; Chordata; Actinopteri; Syngnathiformes; Syngnathidae
Product: von Willebrand factor D and EGF domain-containing protein-like
Exons: 33
Coding region: 1-5805 (1934 amino acids)
Molecular function (GO): calcium ion binding
Source: RefSeq, a predicted model, not a curated record